Messenger RNA from Impatiens glandulifera, 1332 nucleotides. RefSeq lists its product as uncharacterized. The coding region runs from base 162 to 893 and encodes 243 amino acids. The record is from RefSeq and is a predicted model, not a curated record. Gene Ontology annotation, cellular component: nucleus. NCBI's taxonomy places the organism in Eukaryota, Viridiplantae, Streptophyta, Magnoliopsida, Ericales, Balsaminaceae. The transcript is spliced from 4 exons.
CCUUUUAGGUGGAGAGGAAGGGUUAAGGUAAGGAGGGAGAGAUUCUAAACAAGUCCGAGAGAAUCAAUUUCUUCUUCUUCAUCAUCUUCUUCCUUUUCUAAUCGAUUUCUGCAAAAACAGCGGGCGGGUAUAAGAAUUUGAAGAUAUAUUAUAAUAUCGGAAUGGGGGAGCAGGAGGAAGGGAAGAAGAAGAAAAGGGUAGUAGUCGAAUCGCUGGGAUGGUUAACGGAGUCAUCGAUUAUGCCGAAGAAACACCGCGCCAUCUCCGGCGUCGGCGCUUCAUCGAUCCUCGAUCUCAAAGCUCAAUUAUAUAAGUCGCAGGAAGAGUCCAAACGAUCCAAGGCUCAGCCCGAUCAAAUCGAAUAUCAACGUGCCAAGAAGAUAAUCGGCCCUCGCGAUCCUCUCUCUCAAAAGAACUCCGGCGUCGAAGCUCGAGCACACAAAGACAAACUUGAGCUGAAAGCAGUAAAAGAUGGAUCUGUCAGCUACGCUGCUUUAGAAAGAAAAGCUGAGUUGUAUGAUAAACUAAAACGAGGAGAGAUUCCAGAUGAAGAAGAUAACGAGAAGUAUUGUGUUGAUUUUUUCCAGAAGAGUCUUACAGAGGACAUAACUAAUGAACCACGAAAACGAGAAGAUGGUGAUAUUGAAGUUCUAAAUCUGCAAAAUACAAAACCAGCCACACUUGGGCGGGCAGAAAGCACACUAGAUAACAAUGAGCAUAUUCGAUUUGUGAGGGAAGUUAAUGAAGAAACAAAUGAAGCUAGGCACAAAACAACUGAACUCAAGCUACGUAGACAAGAACAAGUUGCAGCUCAUAGGGAGAAGUUGAAACAAGCCUACCUUCGAAAGAAGCUGGAAAAACUAAGAGCUUCUUCACAAUCCGGGCAGACGUGAAUUGUAGAUUAAAGAAAAUGGCGGAGACGGAGUGUAUGAGGUAUUGUCAUUGAAGGCAGAAUUUGCUUCGUCUCUCUCAUUAGGGCAUAUCUAGCUUUAGAAGUGCCCAUUUCAUAGAAUGAAUCUCUCAUUAGGGCAAGUAUCUAGCUUUAGAAGUACCCAUUUCAUAGAAUGAAUCGUCGAAUUACUCAACAUACAAUGAAGCUGUUUACAACAUUUCAGAAUACAGAGGUUUCAACCAUCAAUGCUCUGCUUCAACUGCAGCUGGAUCAACAGAAGAUACACAUAUCUGAAGAAAAAAAACAAGGGGAUGAAGAAGAUGAUGAUGAAUUUAUUUCACUAUCUGGUGUGGUUGAAAAUAGCAUUAAGAAACUUGAGAUUUUGUUGCUUGUUUGUUGGUUGAUCAUACCCUUCAAUUAUGUUGUAGAUUCGAACUCGA